AUCUUGCGGACUUUGGCCGGCCUUUUUGCCACGCGCGUCUCCCCGGAACAGGCCUCGUACGUGUUUCCGGGCGUGAUCUCCAAAGUGGUCAACUUCCACUCCAGAGCGAAAAACUUGCCGUCCGAUGCCUUGCUUUCCGUUUUGGACAUCCUCCGCACACUCAUCGUCAAGGUGUUCUCUGACAGGUCGCUCGACAUCUCCAUCUCCGACGUGGCGGCGACACCAACUGACUUGCUGAGUCUCCCUGGCUUGCUUCUGCGCGAGGACAAGGAGACGGAUCUGGAAGAGGUGCCAGUUAAGGUGAUUCUACAGAAUACCGCCAACAAGCACCGAACCAGCGCAUGGCUAAAUGCCACAUCCAAGCAGCUCAAGAUCUCGAUCUCCGUAUUCAUGAAAAACCUCAUCCUCAGUCCAGGCUCAAGGACCAGAAUCGCGUCGAACCCCCGCUUGGCCGACGGGGUCUUCUCGUUUGUCUCCGAAAUCGUGCGCAACUGCUUCAAGGCGUUAUUCCGCGAAGUGAUCCCAAGCACGUUUGACAUUCUCUCCGCUCUAUUUCACGUCUUGACAGUCGGCCUGCUGGACUACACGCAGCGUGGCUUUUUCCGCAAAACAGAGGCUGUCUACCUCAUGCUCGGCCGCUCCGACUUGCGCUUGUUGUCAAAACAAUUACACGCAAAGACACUGAACCUAGUCUUGACCCAGUUGCCGCAAGUUUUGUCCUCUGCUAGCGAGGACAAAAUUUGUCUUUGCGUCUCGGCAUUAAAAGUCCACUUGCACGUCUCCGCAGCUCUUGACAGUGCUUUGCUUGCUAAUCCGGACAAACUCAAUCAGCUCAGUGCAACCAUUUUGAACACUCUUUCUACAAACGUGGCCCAGAACAUCAUCCGUGCUGAUAUUCACGCAAAGGAUGGUGCAGGCAAGAAACAGCUCCUCGAAUUUCUAGGUGGCCAGAGCCCUCUGGAAGGUUCGGGCAAUACUCUAGAUGAGAUUGAGCUUCCGCCACACAUCGAUGCCAAACACCUCUCCACCAUCAAUAAAAAGAAAAAUUCAUUUGUGCCUGUGCCCAAGACAAGUCUUAUGAAGCGAUUGGACCUUAAUCUUGAAAGUCAUGAGACCACGGUGCAGUUUUUUGGCGCCGCAUACUCAAAAACUUCAGAAAAAGUUAUCCAAAGCCUUGCCGCUUUCCUUGGUGAUCAUUGCCAUGCGAACACAGAAACCAUAGUCGCGUCACUAGUUGGAAAUUUGGACUUUUCAAAUGAGACAGUAGACGCUCUUACCGACCGCAUGGUGGCACUAUGGUUAGCCAACUCGCUCUACAGAAGUCCACCAGGUGCCAUGGAUUCUGCAGUCAAUUUUGACAUCGAUGAGCUUCUUGAAUUUGAUGAGGAUUCCGAAGACGAGCGCAAUUCCCCUCAAGCUGACGAGGAAACAAGUUACCUACUCUUGCAAACAGCGCAGGAUGUGCUUGAAAACACGAAAGUGGUUCUUAGCAAUGGGGAUUUUGAUUCUCGGAGCAAGGAAUACAAGGCUUGUGAAAAUGCUUACUCGGUUGCACUCGAAACCAUCGGACUUCUCGCAAGCCGCUUAAGCAAAGCUGAUUUCCAGGCUGACGUACUCAUGGAUUACUUGUAUCCGCUUUUUGAAGCCCUCACAUAUACACCCGACAGUCCGGUUCAUGUACAAGCAAAGAUUGCUUUGAGCCAAAUUGUGAACCUGCAUUAUGGUGGCUCCUUGGAGCGGCUUGUGGGUGAUAAUGCGGACUAUCUCAUAGAUUCACUUAGUAUGAAUCUCCUGGUGUCUAGUGGUCUCACGCCCUCGCUACCUGGUAUUCUACUUGUCGUGAUCCGGAUCAGUGGCCUGGACUUGUUAUUGCUGAAUCAACUCCAGGAUAUUCUCAGCGAAAUAUUCAUUGUCAUUGACUCUUUUCAUGGAUACUCCUCGCUUGUGGAAAACUUCUUUCACGUGUUCCAAGAGAUUGUUUUGAAGGUGAUGGAAUUAUACGGAUCACAAUUGCGAGAUAACGCCAAACUUCUCCUGGGUCAAACAAGUUCACCCUAUAAGCCGUGGGGUUUGACUAGCAGGGAAGAAAUGCUCAAGCUUAUUGACGAAGCUAAUAAAUUAGUGGAUCCUUUUGCUGACUACGAUUCCGAAAAGGAAUAUUUCGUACGCAAGCCUGGUGUUCCUUUCGGAGAUCAAAUGGGCGAUUCUGAUGACGAGGAUGAAGAAGAUACUCCAGAAGAGCCUCUGCAAGACUCGCCAGAACCAUGGCCCUCUCCAGUGCCAAAAAAUAUUCAUACAUCCGUGCAACAGCUAUUCACCUAUGGACUCCAGCUUUUGUCCCACCCUUCCAUCAAGUUGCGGAUCCAGAUUUUGCAUACCCUCAAAGACGCAUACGUGAUAAUGAGCUCCAAUCACAAAAUCUUGAUGCCUAUACUUGCUCAAUAUUGGCCGCUUCUUCUUGUUAUGAGCGCAGGUGCAUCUAACUUAUCUGAGGACACCCAAGACACGACACUGUUACAAACAGAACAGCUAAUUGCACCCACUUUGGAGCUAAUGCUCGUGAUAUUUGAUGAAGAUGAAAAGCAUGAAAAAUUCAUGUCAAGUCGGUUUCUCGAUAUGUGGGAAUUUAUGAAGAAAAAGGCGCCUGUGAUAUCAAAGAUCUUGAAUUCGAGAAGCUCACGAAUCGAAGGAGCUAUGGUCGCAAAGGCCGUGUCCCUGACUAUUCCAAGUCUCUACUCACGCCUUAUUAUUCGAGGUAUCACUAUUUACGAGAGAAUUGUGCCAGAUUUGAUAGCACACGAGAUGAUUAGGGUGUGCUAUGCCUUGGGCAUCGAUCAGUCUAUGCCCCUUGGACGUGAUGUGCGUAACCAUUUAUGGGUCUUAUCUUAUCUGACAUGA
This is a messenger RNA of Metschnikowia bicuspidata var. bicuspidata NRRL YB-4993, 2898 nucleotides long. RefSeq lists its product as uncharacterized. Gene Ontology annotation, cellular component: cytoplasm. Gene Ontology annotation, biological process: chromatin remodeling. The record is from RefSeq and is a predicted model, not a curated record. The transcript has a single exon. The annotation marks the transcript as partial. NCBI's taxonomy places the organism in Eukaryota, Fungi, Ascomycota, Pichiomycetes, Serinales, Metschnikowiaceae.